AUGCCUCAACUUCUGAACAGCAUACUCAACGUGAACAAGGUGUUCCAGAACUAUGCUGAGCAUCAUGGGGCAGGCGCUUCACUGAGCAAGAAGGAGUUGAAGCAGCUGCUCCUCGCUGAGUUUGGAGACAUCCUUCGGAGACCAAAUGAUCCAGAGACUGUGGAAACCAUUCUGGAACACUUGGACCGAGACAGAAAUGGAUAUGUUGAUUUUCAUGAAUACCUCUUGCUGGUGUUCCAAUUGGUCCAAGCCUGCCAUCAUAAGCUAGAUAGUAAGUUGCAUGGAACUGGAACCUCCUUCCAGAAAGAACAUGGUCAGGAAGGAACACAGAGUCAUAAAUUUUCAGAAAACACAAGCAGACAACAUAAGCAGAGGUAUCAAGGACAACGCCAGAACUCUCACCACAGUCAGUCUGAGGGACGUCAAAAUGUCCAACAUGAUCAGUCCCAGAGACAAAAUAAGGACUCUGAGAAACAUGAUACAGAUCCUCACUAUGGUCAGUCAGAGACAUUCCAUGGGGACUCCCACUAUGGUCAUUCUGAGAAAUCAGACACAGAUUAUAGCUCAGAUCAGUCUGAGUCAGAUGGUCAAUCUUCAAGCUCUAGUCAAAGACUGAGCUAUAAAUCUAGUCAUGACCAGCCCAAAGGCCAAGGAUAUAUCUUUGCCUUAAAUCAGUCUGAGAACCCUGCACAGGCUUCUCAUUAUGGCCAGUCUAAAACAUUUGGAGAACAAAGUAACCAUGGCCAGUCUGGAAGAUUCAGAAAAGAGUCUUAUUCUAGUCAAACCAGUCAAGAAUCUGACUCUUAUGAACAAUAUGGAAAUCAACAUCAGAAAUCAGGCCACAGUCAGACAGAGAGACAAGGCCAGAAGUCUCAGUAUGGCCAGACAAACAAAAAAGGACAUAGUUCAUACCAUGAGCAGACAGAUGGACAAGACAAGAGUUUCCAUUAUGGCCAGAAAGGAAAACAAGACCAGGGUUUCCAACAUGGUCAGAAAGACAAACAAGAUCAGACUUCUCACCAAGGUCAGAAAGGCAGAGAAGACCAGAGUUCUCACCAGAGUCAGAAAGGCAGGCGAGGCCAGAGUCCUCACCAGGGUCAGAAAGGCAGACGAGGCCAGAGUCCUCACCAGGGUCAGAAAGGCAGAGAAGACCAGAGUUUCCACCAGGGUCAGAAAGGCAGAGAAGACCAGAGUUCCCACCAGGGUCAGAAAGGCAGAGGAGACCAGAGUUCUCACCAAGAAGGCAGAGAAGACCAGAGUUCUCACCAGGGUCAGAAAGGCAGAGGAGACCAGAGUUCUCACCAGGGUCAGAAAGGCAGACGAGACCAGAGUCCCCACCAGGGUCAGAAAGGCAGAGAAGACCAGAGUUCUCACCAGGGUCAGAAAGGCAGACAAAACCAGAGUUCUCAUCAUGGUCAGAUAGAGGAUCAAGACCAGAGUUCACGUUGGCAUCAGUCAGACAGACAAGACCAUGGUUUUCAUUAUGGUCAGACAGGUGGACAAGGCCAGAGUUCUCAUCAUGGUCAGACAGAGGAUCAAGACCAGAGUUCACAUUGGCAUCAGACAGACAGACAAGACCAGGGUUUUCAUUAUGGUCAGACAGGCAGAGAAGGCCAGAGUUCUCAUCAGGGUCAGGCAGACAGACAAGGCCAGAUUUCACACCAGGGUCAGAAAGGCAGAGAAGACAAGAGUUUCCACCAGGGUCAGAAAGGCAGAGAAGAACAGAGUUCCCACCAGGGUCAGAAAGGCAGAGAAGACCAGAGUUUCCACCAGGGUCAGAAAGGCAGAGAAGACCAGAGUUUCCACCAGGGUCAGAAAGGCAGAGAAGACCAGAGUUUCCACCAGGGUCAGAAAGGCAGAGAAGACCAGAGUUUCCACCAGGGUCAGAAAGGCAGAGAAGACCAGAGUUUCCACCAGGGUCAGAAAGGCAGAGAAGACCAGAGUUUCCACCAGGGUCAGAAAGGCAGAGAAGACCAGAGUUCCCACCAGGGUCAGAAAGGCAGAGAAGACCAGAGUUCCCACCAGGGUCAGAAAGGCAGAGAAGACCAGAGUUCCCACCAGGGUCAGAAAGGCAGAGAAGACCAGAGUUCCCACCAGGGUCAGAAAGGCAGACAAGACCAGAGUUCUCACCAGGGUCAGAAAGGCAGACAAGACCAGAGUUUCCACCAGGGUCAGAAAGGCAGAGAAGACCAGAGUUCCCACCAGGGUCAGAAAGGCAGACAAGACCAGAAAAGCCAGAGUUCACACCAGGGUCAAAUAGGCAGACAAGGCCAGAGCUCUCAUCAGGGUCAGACAGAUAAUCAAGACCAGAGUUCACGUUGGCAUCAGACAGACAGAAGAGGCCAGAGCUUUCAACAUGGUCAGACGGGUGGACAUAGCCAGAGUUCACACCAGGGUCAAACAGGCAGUCAAGGCCAGAGUUCACAAUGGCAUCAGUCAGACAGACAAGGCCAGAGUUUUCAUCAUGGUCAGAGAGACAGAGAAGGCCAGAGUUCUCACCAGGGUCAGACAGACAGACAAAGCCAGAGUUCUCACUGUGGUCAGUCAGAGACUGGAAAAACUGAAUUUCAAGGGCAAAACAAGCACUUUCAAGGGACUGAUAGAACAAGAAGAGACUCAUAUGUUGAACAAUCUGGAAGGUCAGGAAAACUAAGUCAACAGAAUUCAAGAGAAGAAGGGAAUCAAACACAGAGACAGAGAUCCCAGGAUAGAAGGGAGCAGCAAAUCCAGCACCAGGCAUGGAAGCCUGAAGAGGAUAAUCAACACAAACUCUUAGCUCAGGUACAUCAAGAGCCAUACUCCCAUGAAGAGUAUGACUCACAAUCACAGAGCAGCGAGCAGGGCCACUGGGGAGAGGAAGAGCAUCAUCAAGAUUGGGAUAGACACGAGGAUCAGGAAAGUCUAUAUGAGAUGCAGAACUGGCAAACUCAUGAAGAGGAACAAAACCAUCAAAGAAGUGAUAGGCAAACCCAUGCAGAUGAGCAGAACAAGCAAAGACAACACAGGCAAACUCAUGAAGAAAAUCAUGAUCACCAACAUGGUAGACAUCAUGAAGAGGAGCAAAAUUACAAGAGACGAGGCCAUCAUCAACAAUGGGAUAGACAUACCCAUGAAGAAAAUGAGAAGUAUCAAGGAGGCCAAGACCAAUUCAGAACCUUCCCCAACAAAGAAAAAUUCCACAGGAAUGAAGAGGACCAGUAUGAAGGGUCCCAGGGAAGACAUUUCCAUCCAACACAUAGUGGUGGAAGGUCCCAAAGAAGAGAAAAAUCUGGAAACCAUGCUACAAAAACAGCCAACACCUCCAGCCCUUUCUAUGACUAUGUCCAAGAGCAGGCAGCAUAUCAGUAUUAG
Molecule: messenger RNA, 3351 nt
Organism: Rattus rattus (black rat)
Lineage: Eukaryota; Metazoa; Chordata; Mammalia; Rodentia; Muridae
Gene: Rptn
Product: repetin
Cellular component (GO): cornified envelope
Molecular function (GO): calcium ion binding; transition metal ion binding
Source: RefSeq, a predicted model, not a curated record